GUCGUAGGUGACCCAACUCUCCUUCCUCAAGCAUGAAGUUCAACAUUGCCAACCCCGCAACUGGGGCCCAAAAACUCCUCGACCUCGACGAUGAGAAACGAUACCGCGUAUUCUACGACAAGAAAAUUGCUCAAGAAGUCCAAGGCGACUCCUUCGGCGACGAAUGGAAAGGGUACAUCUUCCGCAUCACAGGCGGGAACGACAAACAAGGGUUUCCCAUGAAACAAGGUGUCCUCCUCCCCUCUCGCGUCCGCCUCCUCCUCGCCGACGGGCACUCGUGCUACCGCCCCCGCCGCUCCGGCGAGCGUAAGCGCAAAUCCGUCCGAGGAUGCAUCGUAGGACCCGAUAUCGCCGUUUUGUCCCUUGUCAUCGUCAAACAGGGAGAGAGUGAGAUUCCUGGGUUGACGGAUACGGUUUUGCCAAAGCGGCUUGGGCCGAAGAGGGCUACGAAGAUUAGGAGCUUCUUUAAUUUGGGCAAGGAGGAUGAUGUUAGGAAGUAUGUUGUUAGGAGGGAGGUUAAGAGUGCUAAGAAGGAGGAUGCAAAACCUUAUACCAAAGCGCCCAAGAUCCAACGACUGGUCACACCCAUUCGUCUCCAACGUCGUCGCCACCUCAACGCGCUCAAGCGCCGCAGGAUAGAACACCAGAAGGAGCAAAAGACCGAGUACGACGCCCUCAUCGCCAAACGCGUGUCCGAGAAAAAGGCAAAGGCCGCAGCUAUCAAGGCGUCGCACCACAAAGCGACCGCUGCCGCCACCACCACUGCCUAAAUCGUCUCGGGUGGUGCUACCUCUGCCUAAAUCAUUGCGGAUGGCUGUUACUCGAGCGGGUGGUGUUAUGUCGUUGUGUUUGUCUUGCGUAUCGCUCCGCUUUUAAGUAUGCAUCAUGUCCUAGGCUAAGCAAACAUUUCAUGAUUUUGAAAACCAAGAUGGUGGUUGU
Molecule: messenger RNA, 939 nt
Organism: Laccaria bicolor S238N-H82
Lineage: Eukaryota; Fungi; Basidiomycota; Agaricomycetes; Agaricales; Hydnangiaceae
Product: 40S ribosomal protein S6
Exons: 6
Coding region: 33-770 (245 amino acids)
Biological process (GO): translation
Cellular component (GO): ribosome
Molecular function (GO): structural constituent of ribosome
Source: RefSeq, a predicted model, not a curated record